AUGCUGAUAGGACUCGUUCGUGACUCGGUUAUGCAGUGCUUCUGCCACACGUGCAGAGCACCUGUACUACCCGCAGUGCAUAGGCGGGGAGCACCAGUGAAGAAACCCGUCGGGAAGCCACGGACUAAACAACCAAAGAAAGUCAAAUUCAUCACUACUGAAAUCCGCUGCCAAGAGAUGUCGAAGGGAGGUCUUGCGUACGAAGUGAUACUCGCCGAACCGGUGGGUGUCCCAGUUCCACGCCGGGCUGACUCUCCCGAGAAGACACCAUCAGUUGAAGAGAUCCAAGAGAAACUGAAGGCUGCUGAAGAGAGAAGACGCAGCCUAGAAGCAAGCAAGAUGGCUGUAAUCGCUCAAAAGAUGGCAAAGAUUGAGGAAGCGUCGAAGAUCCGUAGCGAACAGACGAAUAGUUUCAUUUCCGCAACGAAAGAGGCCCUGGACGCGAAGAUGGACUCGCAUGAAGAGAAACGUGAGGCUUACAUCAACGAAUUGCGUGCAAGGCUGAAGGAUCACCUUGAGGGUGUCGAGAAGACCAGGCUGACUUUGGAGCAACAGACUUCUGAAGUGUACAAGGCGAUCGAAGAUAAGAUGACCACGGCAGCUGACAAGCGUGACGAGAACAUUAAGAAGAUGCUUGAGCGCCUUCGUGAACAUGAGGAGCAAGUGCGCAAAGUACGUUCCGGAAACCAAGAGCGUUUCCAGCAGCUUGAAAGCGCGAUCCAGGAUAAGCUACAGCAGGCUGCCGACAGGCGUCUUCAGCUUGAAGCCGAGCAAAAAGAGAAGUUGCGCAACCACAACAAUAAACCGGCCGAAGUACGAUCGGUGCUGUCUGCGAAGGUUGAGGAAAUAACAAAGGAUAUAGAAACCAAAUUGACGGCCGCCGAACUCAAAAGGGAGAGGGAGAUGCAGAGGAAACUCGAUUUUGUUAAAAAGGAGGAGCGACGUGCUGAGAUGGUUCGGCAGAACAAAUCUGCACGCGCUGAGAGCGAGGCUCCAACCAACUAA
Molecule: messenger RNA, 1005 nt
Organism: Pieris macdunnoughi
Lineage: Eukaryota; Metazoa; Arthropoda; Insecta; Lepidoptera; Pieridae
Source: the annotation of a GenBank genome assembly